This is a messenger RNA of Exophiala spinifera, 1455 nucleotides long. RefSeq lists its product as uncharacterized. The record is from RefSeq and is a predicted model, not a curated record. Lineage: Eukaryota; Fungi; Ascomycota; Eurotiomycetes; Chaetothyriales; Herpotrichiellaceae. The transcript is spliced from 2 exons. The coding region runs from base 1 to 1455 and encodes 484 amino acids.
AUGACAGUAUUGCCCACUCGAUCGCACCCGAAGAGACAUGAUGAGAAUCAGCUAUACCCUCGCCAAUCUGAACCUUCAGGAGGCCCAGAUGUCGGCGGCGGCGGAGGCGGCGGAGGGAUCGCUGGGAGUGCAGUCACAGUUGGAAUUAUAGUAGCAAUAGUUGCAUUCAUCACGCUCUCAAUACUGGUCUACUCUUUCCUGCGGAAGUGGAGGCAACAAGGCAAAAGUCCUCGUUAUAUACCUACCCAGUUCCUAAAGAGAAAGUGGCAGACAUGGCAGCCCGGAGGGAAAUAUUCGGCCGUUCGAAAUCGAGAUCUCUCUUCCACUAACACGGCAUACACCGGCAGCAACGUCGCCGGCUCUGAGUCUGGAGCAGGCGUUGACCGCAAUACAAGCGUAAGAAGCGUCAUUACUCUACCUGCUUACUCUCGCACCCCUAAAGAUACCGAGCAAGUCAUUGGGAGGGAAGGAGAAAGAGCCGGUAUGGACACCGUCGUCGAGUUCCCAGAAACUGCGGAUGAAGAAGAAACACGUCGUGAGGACCAGAUGGAGUCUCUGUACCAGAUCCGCCUAGCCCGGCGUCGUGAACAAGCUGAACGAGACGAGCGCAGGCGUGAAAGGAGAGAGGCUCGAGAGCGAGGUGAUACAGCCCGAGUAGAAGAGCUACGGCGCGAAUCUCGCCAACGUGCCACCGAAAGUGCUGUCUCCCUCAAUGGCGGCGUCAGCGUCUCCGCUGCGACUUUGAUUGCAGAACAUCAGUCACGCGGCCGAGACCGAAGAGUGUCCAGUGUAGCGUACGGUUCACUGGGUGAAGUACGGCACGAUGGUACCAGACUCCGUGCCAACAGUAAUGAAUCAGAACGAGGUGGACUGUUGAGCGGAGCUGCCCCUAUGGGCGAAGCCGGUGGUCGACCACGAUUAUACUCGGACGCUACGUCGAUGACGACCAUCUCUCGGCCACAGACAAGAAACCGCUCUAUCAGCGAUGUUAGCGUAACGACCGCCGGAUCAGAUGUGGACGGUCAGCCUACGCCCGGUUCUACCAUUGCAGGCGACGGAGCCAGAGGUCGAAGCUCCCACAGUGACGAGCGCCAGAGUGGUACUACCAAUUCUUCGCCAACGGCGAACAGAUUUACUCCAGACGAGAGUACGGGCUCAGAGGACAUUGGGGAAUCGCGGAUUCCGCCAACAGAAACCGACCCAGCUCCCCUUCCUCCAGAUUAUGAGGUACUGGAGUGGGGUGAUGCUCCUUCUUAUGAGGCUGCCGUAGCGAGGGCGGCCAGCAAUGCUGCCGCAAGAGCUGGAGAGCCGACUAGAGCCCCAAGUAUCGCUCCCAGGCUCCCACAGCUCAAUCUACCCAGCAUUAGCGUCUCAGGAGCUACUGAGCCGAAUACUCCUGUGUCGCCAGGGGUCCCCUCAGCCGAACGGUCUCCAGAAGAGGCUCGAACAUCAUAA